Messenger RNA from Lachancea fermentati, 2136 nucleotides. The record is from the annotation of a GenBank genome assembly. Lineage: Eukaryota; Fungi; Ascomycota; Saccharomycetes; Saccharomycetales; Saccharomycetaceae.
AUGAUACACAAGAGUCCCACGAGAAGACACACCACGAGAGCCACCAACGGGUCGAUUCCCCAGACGCCGCGGAUCCGCCAUGCGGGCUCUUUUUCGAGCCUGCGACGCAAAAGCUCCGUCACCCCGCUCGCGACGCCGCUCACCACGCCGCUUGCGACCCCGCGCUCCGUCUCGUCGGGCAGCCGACACAGCAGCCAGGGCGAUAGCCGCGGAAGCCGCCACAGCUCCCCAACGCGCUCGUCACGCAGCUCGUCUCCAACACGCACAACCGGGGGCACGCAUACCGAGGGCGCGCGCGUGCGCGCGCCCGCCGCGUCGUACCGCGGCACAAUCUCGGUGUCGGUGCGGAUCAAGCCGUCGGACGCGCACUCGCGCGACGCCUGGACGGUGGGCGACGAGCCCACCGUGGGGCACCCGGAGCUGGGCGAGUUCCGCUUCGAUCACGUGUUCCGCCCGGCCGCCGACAACCGGCACGUGCACGACCGCAUCGGGCGGCCCCUGAUCGACAAACUGUUUGAGGGCUACAACGCCACGGUGUUUGCGUACGGGAUGACGGGGUCGGGGAAAACGUUUACGAUGAGCGGGGACGGGCGCGAGCCCGGGCUCAUCCUGCUGUCCGUGGAGCAGAUCUUUGCGCGGAUCGCGGGCGAGCGCGCCCGGGACCCAGCCGCGGCGCCCGCAGCCGCCGAGCCCGCAGCCGCCGAGCUCGCCGCCGCGCUGCGUCGCGCCCGCGACUACUCCGUCUCCGUCUCGUACCUGGAGAUCUACAACGAAAAGAUAUACGACCUGCUGAACUGCGGGGCCGCGCCGCGCGAAUGGAACGCGGGCGGCGCGGCCAGCGCGCCCGCCGAGCUCAAGGUGCGCGACGACGCGCGCCGCGGCGUCACGGUGGUCGGGCUAACGGAGCAGCCCGCCGCGUCCAGCGCCGACGUGCUGAAGUGGGUCGCGCUGGGCAACUCGAACCGCCGCACGGGCGAGACCGACUACAACACGCGCAGCUCGCGCUCGCACGCCGUGGUCCAGGUGCGUGUGGUGGCCACCGACGCGGCCACGCGCACGCAAACCACCUCCACGCUGUCGCUGUGCGACCUGGCGGGCUCCGAGCGCGCGGCCGGCCAACACGAGCGCCGCAAAGAGGGCGCGUUCAUCAACCGCUCGCUGCUGGCGCUGGGCACCGUGAUCUCGAAGCUCAGCGCCAUAGCCGCCCAGCCGGCGCCGGCGCCGGCCGCGGCCCACAUCCCGUACCGGGACUCCAAGCUGACGCGUAUCCUGCAGCCGGCUCUGAGCGGCGACAGCAUUGUCACCACCAUCUGCACCAUCGACACCCGCACCGAGUCGGUCGCGGAGACCGUCAACACGCUGCGGUUUGCGUCGCGCGCCAAGAACGUGGCGCUUGCGGUGCGUCGCAACGACGCGGCGCCUGCAGCCGCAGGCGCCGCGUCGGCCACGGACCCGUCUGCGCAGCGCCAUGCGCACGUCGUGGAGGCGCUGCGCCGCCAGCUGGACGAGCAGCAGGAAGUGCUGGAGGAGCAGCAGCGGCAGUUGGAGGCGUUUCGGCGCGGCGCCACAGACCCCGCCGCAGGGCCCACCGCGUUACCCGGCGCGGCGCCCGCCCCAGACAGCCCCGCAGACGACGCGCUCCUGCAGCUGCGUCUGCAGCACUGCGAGAAACUGCUCGAGCUCGAUCACGCUCCCCUGCACGACCCGGAGCUCUUGGAGAUCGUCGAGAUGCUCCCCGCGGCCGUUGGCGCCGUUCUCGAGGCAAAACUGCAGCGCUACGAGUCGCAGUUGCGCGAGCACCGCGCUUAUACGCAGCAACUCGAACACCGCGUGGCCGUGCUCGAGGCCUCAGCCGCCCACGACAGCAUAGUCGCGCGGCUGGACGCGGGCGCCACCGCAGACACGCUGGUACGCGACCAGGAGGCCGAGCUGCUGGAGCUGCGUCGCGCGCUCGCCCGCAAGGACAAGAUGCUGGAAGCGCUCCAGAGCGCCAAGCGGCUGCGCGAGCACGCGCUGCGGCCCGUGCCCGGCGGGCAGCUCAACGCGGGCCGCGGGCGCGCGCGCGGAGAAAAGCCGGGGAUACGCGCCGGCGCCGGCGCCGGCGCGGACAACGCGGAGCCGCGCCGUGCGGGGUGA